Molecule: messenger RNA, 6978 nt
Organism: Mytilus californianus (California mussel)
Lineage: Eukaryota; Metazoa; Mollusca; Bivalvia; Mytilida; Mytilidae
Product: RNA-binding motif, single-stranded-interacting protein 1-like
Exons: 12
Coding region: 469-1614 (381 amino acids)
Cellular component (GO): nucleus; ribonucleoprotein complex; cytosol
Molecular function (GO): poly(U) RNA binding; mRNA 3'-UTR binding; poly(A) binding
Source: RefSeq, a predicted model, not a curated record
AUCUAAGAGUAAUACUGUGAAGAAUUUUGAUUGGAAAAAGAGAUUGAACACAAACGACCUGUCCACUUUAUUGUUAAGAAGACAGCGUGACAGAGGAUUUCAUUUUAGCUUGAGGGAUAAAAACAUUUCAGGAUUAAAAGUACCUGAUGCGUACAGUACAGUGAUUCAUCAUGCGGAUCAAAUACAGGGAAUAAACCUAACUCAAAGUUGAUAAAAAUCUUAUAUGAAUUAAAUGACAGUGAAACGGUCCACGAAUCUUUUCACCUUUUAAACGGAAACUAUCCAUAUAGAAUGUUGAAAAGGACAGCGAUUAAUACCUCACUGAAUCAAAACUAGAGAUUAUAAUUUUGUGUUUGUACAAACCACUGGAUAUCUUAAACAUACACUUUAAACAUUUCUCCAUUUUAUUUUGGACAUUUGAUUUCAUACAUGAGGACAACAAAUUCAUGACAUUUAUGGAAGUCGGAGAUGGAAGUUAGAGUUUUAAGAAUUUUGAACGAAGCCAAUCAAGCCAAUCGAUUUCACCCGUACUCACAGAUUCCAUCAAAACUUGGCAUGAAUAUACCUGCAGUACAGAAACUACCUUUAGAUACCCAGACCUACACACCUCGCAGCAUGCCUGCGGCAAGUCCAAACACCACCAGUAGUCAGUCUAGUUCACAGAGCGGUAGCAUGAAUGACCUCAGCAAAACAAAUUUGUAUAUACGUGGACUGAAUCCUAAUACUACUGAUAAAGAUUUAAUUAAUUUAUGUCAGCCAUAUGGCAAAAUCAUUUCAACGAAGGCCAUAUUAGAUGAAAAUACAAAAAAAUGCAAAGGGUAUGGUUUUGUUGAUUUUGAAUCUCAUCAGGCAGCCGAGGUAGCUGUACAGGCAUUACAAGCCCAGGGUAUUCAAGCACAAAUGGCCAAGCAACAAGAACAAGAUCCUACCAACUUAUACAUUGCCAAUUUGCCAAUACAAUAUACAGAAACACAUUUAGAAAAUAUGUUUAAGGAAUAUGGUACUGUUAUAUCUACAAGAAUUUUAAGAAACCCUGAUGGUGUCAGUAAAGGAGUGGGUUUUGCAAGAAUGGAAUCGAAAGAAAAAUGUGAACAAAUUAUAACUGUUUUUAAUGGAAAACUUGUUCCAGGCAGUACAGAACCUUUAAUAGUGAAACUUGCUGAUGGUGGAAAUAAGAAAAAGACACCACAAGCUCUCACAAUUCCUACAAAAAUUUGGGCUGAUGCAACUAGAGAUUUAUUAAUUCCAACAACAGCGUAUGCUGACCAAGCAAGUAUUAUAGCUCAACAAAAUGGACUUGCUGCCCAGCAGUUGCUUAGCCAAGGCCUUCUCCCUAGAUACUCCAUGGCAACAACUCCCCAAACUACAUACCAAGUUCAUCAGUCAGCAGGUGCAGCAGGCUGGGUCCAUCCUAGUGGCUACAUAGUUCAACCACCUAUGGCCCAUUACCUUACUGGAAACGCUGCUUACCAAUUCCCAUAUGGUUCUAACUCAGCUGGAGCCGGAGCUUUCUUACAACCUCUACAAUUAGACGAACAUGGUUUAACCACAGAGGAUGCCUUACAGCAACAUUAUCAAAUCUUUACAUCUCAACCUUCAACAUUCACAUCAUGAUGAACCAAAGUGCCACAAGACAACCAAAAGAACAACAGCAAUGUUUACAGCAAUGGCUUCCCCUUUAUGUUACAACAAAAACAUCUUUAUUCACAAACGCUACCUCAUGAAAAUUGUCAUCCUUUUUUAAAAUCCUUCUGUUUUGCAUUGCAGCUACUCAAACAUUUUUCAUAGAUUUACAAGUAGUAUUUUUAUUUUUGUUUUCUGUUAUUGUCUUGCUUAUUAAAACCAGCUUAAAUGAAUCUUCUAGACUUUAAGUCACAAUUCAACCAUAAAAUUUUGUCUCUUCUUUCUUGUAACAACUAGGUGCUAGAAUCAUUCUUUUUGUUUGAAAUGUUAAAAAUGCAUAUUCAAACAGUUGAGAAAAUGUUUUUACUGUAUAAAGGGACAAAAUAUUAUGAGCGUCUUUUUUGAUUUGUAAUAAAUGUUGUUGGUUUACAAACUAAAAUUUAGUAAAUGAUUGGAACAGUGUGAUUUACAGCCUAGAAUUCUUGGUAUCUAUAUACCCUAUUUGUUAUAAACAUUGUAGACUGUUGAUAUUUUUAUGCAAAUAGAAGUACAUUAGAUAUAGGAAAAAGUAGAGUAGCCAUUUAAAAGUGAAUAGAAAAUGGCUAAAUGUCUUUGUGAAUAGAACAAAUAUUAAAAGAUACAUGUUUCUUAUAGUAAUAUAGUUAAAUUGACUUCUAAAGGACCAAUGGCGCUAUUCAUUAUGUUUGUUUGUUGAAAAAAGUUCUUCCAGUUUUCUAUGUGUCAGUAUGAUAUCAAAUUAAAAGUAUAUAAAGAUCAAAUACAUUUGUCAUUUUGUAAAUUGUAAAUUACAUUAAAUUUGAAAGUUUGUCCAUGAAUAAUAAUUAAUAUUGAGUUGUAAACAAAUUCUGUGUACUUAUUUUUUCAUUGCUCUUUCAAAAUAGAAACAAAAAUACUUAGCAUAAUACCAAAGAUCUGUUUUGCUAUUUAAAAUGUCUUGUUUCUCAGGUUAUAGCACUUAAAAAAGGUAACUGUACAAUUACUUUUGUACAGAAUAAACCUAUUUGAUUAGGACACCAACUUAAGUUUAAAUAAUGUUAGUAUAGAUUGUUUAUUUUGGAGAAAAUGUUAUGUCAAACUAGCAGCUUAAGAUUGAAUAUUAAUGCAAUAUAGUUGAACAACCAACAAGAGACCCAUCAAGAAAAAGGAAAAAAUGCUUCCACUGGGCAUCAACAUUAAAUAAUGGCCUGAGAAGUAAAACAUUUUUAGCAGCGAUGUGGCUAUCCCGGUACAGAACUUAAUCAGAAAAUUUAUAUUCUUUCAUUGUUUGUACUUAAAUGAUUCUAAGAAAAAUCAAAAUCAAGCCUUCUUCAUGAAUGAAUUGUUUUGUUUGAAUUAUCAUAAGUUAAUUGCAGGGCAUUUAAAAAUUUAGAAGUAACCAUAAUAUAAAUUUUUUUUUUUUUACUUAAAACUGUUUUUAAAAUAGACCUAGUUGUAUACCUAUGCUCGUGAUAAUAUAAAGGGCAUUACCCGUGAUAUAUUUAUAAAAAGAUGUCAAAUUUGAACAUUUUACUUUAAAAAUUCAACUUUCAGGCUACUUAAAGUAGCUUUACAAUGAACAAUUAAAAAACUAUUAAAGUUCAAGAUUUUAAUUUAUUUUCAAAGCCUUAUACAUUUUAGUUGCAAAAUGCAACAAUUAUUUGAGUGAACAAAAGGUGUGAAAUAUUAUUAGUGGUGCACAUGGUGCAGGAGGCAGAUGUAAAUAAAAACUGGGAGAAUUGAAAAAUUGUAUAUAGUAACAAAUUAAUAAUCAUCUUUUUCAAGAUCAAUUAUUGGUUUUUUUUAUUAUUAUUUUAUUGCUUUUUAGUUCUUUAAUUUGAUAUUGAUGAAUUGUUUAAAUGUUUGUUAUAAAUCAUAUUGUGAAUUUUAUUAUUUUUAAUAUUUUUAAAUAUUGUUUAGUUAUGUCAUUGAAAUUGAAUUUGAUGCAUGGUAGUGCAUCGUUCAUUACAGGUUUUAACCUUGAAGCGUAUCUGAAUUCAAAGCACUGCUUCCUCAUUCACUAUCCUUGUCUGCAGUACCUACAGUGUAUGUUAUGCUGUAAGUUAACCUGACUCUAGAAGCCAUAUGAUCUUCAUCUAUUUGCCUUAUAUAUCUUUUCUGUCAAGUUACAAACCCAGUCUUCAUCUUUAAAUCUGCAUCUAAAUGAAAACCAUAGUAGAGGCAAUUCUGUAUUCUAAUUGGAUGAUUUUCAAAAAUUCUUCUCUAUUGAAGCAUCACAUGAAGUCUGACUUUUGGAUAUUUAGUGUGCAUUUAUCUUUAAUCGGGCAGCAAACUUGGCAGCUGCAUACCAGGUAAAUAACAUGCACAAAUCAAUCUAUGGAAACAAAUUCAUAUUGAUUAAAAAUUUGAAAAUUUGAAAUCAAAUUAUUCUAAAGUUGGAUAUUUUUGUUGAUAAAACUACAGCAAUAUAGAUUUAACUACCACAAAUGUUUGGUGUUAUAGAGAAAAACUACCUCCGAAUUCACAUAAAACAAAAUAACUCACUGCCUUUAUGUUUCAAUCAAGAUGAACAUUUUAUUGCUUUGCUUUAUCUUCCUUUUCUAAUGAACUGGUAUUUUUUUUUUUAUCUUAAGUGCAACUCUUCUUAAAUUGUUAGAUGGAUUUCCAAGAAGUUUAAAAAUAUUAAUAGGUAAUACAUCAGUCAUAUGGCGAUAAAUCAUGAGGCUUUGGUCAGACUUUUUAAAGAGAGAAUUGAGUAUAACAUCAGUCAUAUGGCGAUAAAUCAUGAGGCUUUGGUCAGACUUUUUAAAGAGAGAAUUGAGUAUAACAUCAGUCAUAUGGCGAUAAAUCAUGAGGCUUUGGUCAGACUUUUUAAAGAGAGAAUUGAGUAUAACAUCAGUCAUAUGGCGAUAAAUCAUGAGGCUUUGGUCAGACUUUUUAAAGAGAGAAUUGAGUAUAACAUCAGUCAUAUGGCGAUAAAUCAUGAGGCUUUGGUCAGACUUUUUAAAGAGAGAAUUUAGUAUAACAUCUUGCAGCAGGAGUAUAAUUUUGUGGGCCUGCAUGCAUAACCUACAAUUUUAUACAAAUAGAAGCUUAGUUAUGCAGAAAUCAGUAUGUGGAAGAAAAAAAAAUGUUAGAAAAUGAACUUCUAAAAUUGUACAGUCAUUCAGAAUUGUUUAUCCUAUGUUGAUUUGUAUGCUGUAAAGAAAUUUAGUGCUUGGUAGAUAUGAUAGUUUGUAGAUAAUUGUUUCAUCCAGGUCAUAUUUUGUUUUUUCAUGAUUAUUAUAUGUUGGUUCACCAUUUCAGUCUAUCUUAACAUAUUCUUCAGUGUUGGAGUUUCAAAUUAUUUUUGUUUAUAUUAAGAGUUUCACAGUUGAAGUUAAAACCAUAACUCUUUGGCUAUUACACUUCUGAUGAAAAGGAUUGUUUUGUUUGCACUCAACACCAAUGUAUACCAAUCCCCCAAAUAAAAAAGAAAAUUAAAAAAAGAAUACAGAAUUUUCACUUAGUUCAAAUUAAAAAGCAGAAACCUUACAUAAAACAAUGAGAGUAAUAUUAUUAACUUACGGUUAUCAAAAAAUUUCAUUUUAUUUUAUCAAGACCUGAAGCUAUGGAAAUGUUGUAAACCAGAGGCAUUUACUCUGUAACAGGUCUAACUUUGGGAGGAUUGGUUUGUGUAAUAAUAAGCAAUACAAUAUUUUUAAGAUUCACACUGCAGCAUGGUAAUGGCAAGCUUUUUCAUUGCUCAGGGUAAGGUGGGAUGUCCUCACUGUAUUGAUGAUACCUCAGGUGAUGGAAUACUCAAUUAGUCUGUAGGUUUAGUUGCUUCUUAUACUUUUGGUGAGGACCUAAGUAAAGAGAAAAAACAUCACACCUCAUGCUGAUAGUGAAAUACUUAAGUUUAUAUUAUAGUAGAGCUUUGAUUCUCUAAAACACAAAUGAUCAUCAAAAUCUGUUCAAUAUGAAAAUAAGAGGAUGUAUGAUUUCCAAAUAAGUUUCGUUAUUGGAUCUAUAGCAUAGAAUUUACCCUGCAAAAAGCUAAAAAAAAAAAAGUGUUCUAGAAAUCCAAAUGUCUGCUAAAUAUUAUUUUAUAGUAAUGUACAACCAUUAAUGUUAGUUAAUACUUAAAUUAAAUUUUAUUUAUGAAAUUCUAACUGAAUUAUUUUCAUUAUAUACAAUGUUUUAAGACAAAAUGGUGAACCAUUAAUCUCAUUGUUAUUGAUAUUUUGAAAUGUUUAUUAUUGAUGAUUACUGGGGAGAGUUUAUAUGAGUAGGGAUUCCUAUUUGAAUAUUUUACAUUUUAUUAUUUGCAUAUUUGUUUUUAUUUUACAUAACAAUUUAUAAUUCAAUUGUAAUUACCUCACAAUUUUUUCUUUUGAAAAACGCAAUUAAUGCCAGGUUAUUCAUUUUCAGACCUAAAUAGAAAAUACAGAAUCAGUUCUGUUCUUUUUCAAUUUCCUCCAAGACAAAUUAUAUGUAUGUAAACACUUUUUACUGUUCACCAAUUUAAAGAAAGUUUAUUUUCUAAAUAUUUUAUACAGCAAUAUUUUAAAUGUAGUCGAUUCUACAAAAUUUUUUGUCAAAACCAUUUAUUCCCCAUAUUGUAUUAUAUUCAAUUUUUCUGUGUAAUACAUCAAAAACUUGAAUCAUUUUGUAGAAAUAAAGUCAGAACUAAUUUUUGUAUGACUAAUAAUGGCAGCACUGUCAGUCAUAUCAAUAGCACAAAACUUAAUACAGACAUUCAAAAUUAGAGAAAGAAGUUUUAAGACACUUAGUUUAGGAAUCUGCCCCACUUUGUCACAUAUAAUACCACUGUGUGGUACUAAGCAUGUGGAAACAGUGUACUUUUGUACAAAUAUUUUGUUUUCAGUGUGUUUAAAAUCAUUUGCAUGCAAAUUAAUUCCACUCACUUUUAUCUGCCUUUUAUUGAUUUUCAUGUCCGAGAUUGUUCAUAUGCAAAAUAUUUUUAGUGAAGAUAUUCAUAAGUUUUUAUUGGAGUUGUAUAAAAGUCAUCUUUUUUACAGUGCUUAGUUUAGGUUACAUGUAAAUAAUGCUCUUUCAUUUAAAUUUUAAAGAAUGAAUAACAUGGAGAGGUUUAUUUUAAGUCUUGAUAAGUAACUUUGUAGUACUGAUUUUUUCAGUAAAAACCAUGCAAUACAUUGUAACAUCAAGCUCAAUAAAUGAUUUGGUAUACCACUGAUAACCUUUUUGUUAAACUUAAAUGCACAUUUGUCGUUUAACAAUUAAUCCACCACUCCAUGUUUUUCCUUCAUCAUUGAUGCCAUGAAUGAUGGAGACCAAGAAUCAUUCUUUUUCUGCUUGUUUGAUUUAUGAAAGAUUUUUAAAAUCAUUCUGAAAAAAUAUCAUCACAAUGGAAUAAAUGACUUCAUCUAAAAA